AUGCUGAUAGUAAAGAGCUUGAUAGGAUUGGUGACAGCGGUUGCCACCUACAGAAUGUUUUUUGCCAGCCAAGAGAACUCCGCAGAAUACAGAAGGAAUCAGAUCGAAUCGGUAUUUUUGCAAUCUUGGCGAGACUAUUGCAAGCAUGGUUGGGACGCAGACGUGUACAAGCCCGUCUCCAAGGAAAAGUCCAAUAUGUACGGCUCUACCGACAAACCGUUGGGUUGGAUCAUAGUGGACUCCAUUGAUUCUAUUCUAAUUAUGUACAACUCCAGCACGGCAAAUAAGGCGCAAUUUGAAGAGGAAUUUUUGCGUGUCGAAGAAUGGGUCACAACGAAACUGGAUUACGACAUAGACGUUCAUGUCUCGCUAUUCGAAACCACCAUCCGCAUGUUGGGCGGUCUUCUGUCUGCCUACCACCUGUCGAAAGAAAUGAACAUUGGUAAUUCUAGCGUGUUCUUGGAAAAAGCUAUUGACCUGGCCGACAGAAUGAUGCCAGCGUUCGACAACACCCCAACAGGAAUUCCAUAUUCAAGCAUCAAUUUGCAUACGGGCGCUUCCGAGCGAAACCAUGCCGAUAAUGGUGCAUCGUCCACCGCUGAAUUCACAACGUUGCAACUGGAGUUCAAAUACCUAAGCAUAAUCACCGGUGACACAAAAUAUUGGAGUGCUGUGGAAAAAGUAUACAGACCGCUAUAUGAAAGUAAUCGCCUGCUUGGGCAUUAUGGGGGGCUAGCUCCAAUCUAUGUCUAUCCGGACAACGCAAAAUUCAGAGGAAACAAUAUCAGAUUGGGUUCGCGGGGCGAUUCGUUUUAUGAGUAUUUGCUGAAACAGUACUUGCAAACCCGAGAAACUCUAUAUUAUGUGCUUUACCGAGCGUCGAUGGAAGGCGUCAAACAACAUCUGGUAUCCAAAUCGCACCCCAGCAACUUAGUAUACAUAGGUGAGAAGGAAUAUGGUUUGAGAGGUCCCUUAUCACCUAAGAUGGACCACCUGGUGUGCUUUAUGGGGGGACUUUUGGCGAUGGGUGCAACCGAAGGCUUGCAUAUAUCUGACGCUAGACAACAACCUUUUUGGAGCACCCAGAGGGACGAAGAUUGGGCAUUGGCGCAGGAUCUCACGUAUACGUGCUACCAGAUGUACCACCAAAUUCCAUCGGGCCUCGCACCUGAGAUUGUAGUGUUCAAUGACCAAAGUCAGCGAAAGUCCGGUACACGCCAAUGGUGGAAGUCAUCCAACGGUGAUUUCUAUGUGAAGCCCGCAGAUGCUCAUAAUCUGCAGAGGCCCGAGACUGUUGAGUCCAUCAUGUUUCUCUAUCACUUGACGAAAGACCAGAAAUACCGCGAUUGGGGAUGGGAGAUUUUCAAGUCUUUCCGCAAACACUCCUCGCUAUCUUGUAAAUCUUCUGACCAUGAUUGCGCUUACACAUGUAUGGGCAAUGUUUUGGCAGAUCCGCCCACCAUCGCGGAUAGUGUCGAAAGCUUCUGGUUUGCAGAGACGCUCAAAUACCUCCACCUGCUAUUCCAAGAUGAUGUUGAUCUCACCAAGGUUGUCUUCAACACAGAAGCUCAUCCGUUUCCUGUCGUGAAAAGCCUGAACCUGCGGAACUAG
Messenger RNA from Lachancea dasiensis, 1611 nucleotides. The record is from the annotation of a GenBank genome assembly. Lineage: Eukaryota; Fungi; Ascomycota; Saccharomycetes; Saccharomycetales; Saccharomycetaceae.